CUCCAAAAACUGUGCGCCAGGAAUUCUAAAACAAGAACUUACGACUCGGUUACACACUUGCAGCGCCAUUUUCGAUCACCCACCCACCAUCUCCUUAAACAAACCUCAUCGAUUGGCUCAAUAUAAUGUUCUCCAGCUACUUGCCACCCGCGGUGCCUUGGGCAGAAACACAUUAGUCGUGGAGAUGAGAGAAUGAAUUAUUUCACGUACACUUCAGCGCUAACCUUAUUAACGGGCUAGACACUCACACGCUCUUCUAUUGGUUGGAGCGCAAAAGCUCGAUAGUGGAAAGCUUAUAUCAAAUCAAACACACACACUCUUACACGCAAGAUGGAUAAUUAAACACUUUUUGAUGUGUUGCUGCGAAAGUUACCGCAACAUGCGAUACAGGCGGAGCUGGAGUGUAGAACAAGAAAUCCCAGACAGGAAAAGUUUUGACAUUUCGCUUGGCUCCGGUUUGUUUUGCCUCCAAAGGCGCGAGAUAACCUUUUCCCGAGCGGUUGGGUGUUGUUCCCCGAGAUUUGCCAGGGGCUUAUCAGCACGGUGCACACUUCGCUAAUCAGUCUGGUCGGUGAGUUCCUGUGGGAUAGUUGCUGAAAAACCAUUCCCCAACGGUGAUGUUCCGCACGCGUUUGAUUCUGAUUUGUUUUUUGGCAACACUGCUUGCUGGACAGCAUGCAACCUGCAAGCCGUUGCAGUUUGUGUGCUCCAGCCAAUCGUCACCGGCGGCGGGCUGUCUGCUGACUGGCAUCACCAUCCGUCCGGAAGAUAUCAUUACCAGUCCACCGGGCAUUCGACCGGGCACGGAUCGCAAAGUAACACUCCACCAGUCGACGGUGGCCCAUCUGCCGCCCACCCUGUUCGAGCAGUUCCCCCAGCUGGAGCAACUGAACGCGUCCUCCAUCGCGCUGCAAACCAUCCCGCCCGGUUGCUUCGACAAAGCGACCAAGCUAGCCCGCCUGGACCUUUCCUACAAUCGACUGCAGAGCCUGCCCCCGCAGGCACUGCACAAGCAGACCGCCCUCGAGCAGCUCCACCUGCAGAACAAUUCCCUGCCGACCUUCGACGCCGCCAUCCUGCCCGAAACCGCUCCCCUGAGAACGCUCAACCUCUCCGGCAACGGGCUGACCGAGGUGCGCUGGGACCCGCUCAACAAACUGCGCUCGCUCGAAACGCUCGACGUCAGCAGCAAUCGUCUCGCCACGCUCUACGUUACCAAGUCGAUGCGUGUGCUACGGGCGGGCAACAAUCGGGCCCGCACGCUGCAAACCGAUGCGAACAAUUUCCUCUUCACGCUGGAACAGCUCGACCUCAGCCGGAACGAGUUCACCGAGCUGGCCGCCGUCGCACGCUUCGCCAAGGUGACGCACCUGGACGCAUCGUACAACCGGCUGGAAGCGUUCGAUUUCGCUCUCGUGCGCAAUAUGCGCUCCCUGGUGGCGUUGAAUCUGGCGCACAAUCGGCUCUUUACCGUGCAGACCACCGGCGGUUCACCGCCGACCGCACCCGGGACGCUCGAGGUGGUCGACCUGUCGAACAACUUCCUGACCGUGCUACCCUCGGGCAAUGCGAGCGGUGUGUCCUCCGCCCGCACGCUGCACCUCGAGGGCAAUGGGCUGGUGAAUCUGGAGCUGCACGAAAAUGCGCUCUACUGGCCGCGGCUCAAAUCGAUCACGCUCGGGGACAACGAUUGGCACUGCGAGUUCGGGGAGCGGAUCUCGGCCAUUCUGGCGAAGCGUUCGAUUGCGGCCGGCGGUGACGGGGAGCGCUGUGGCAGGGAUGGGCAGGUGAAGAAGGGACGGUUUUGCUGUGCGGUGCUCAAGAAUCCCUACCUGGAUCGGUUGAUAAGGGCGCGCAAAGAGCUGGAGCUGGGUAGGGUGGCGAUGCGGGAUGGGUUGGCGGUGGGUGCGAUUGAGGCAGGUCCACCGGCGGGCGAUGUGCACAAGCUGACGGACCAGCUGCGCAAAGCGCUGAUGGUGGUGAGCCAUCUGAGGACGGAGAAAGCGGAGCUAGAGCAACGGAACCAAGCGCUCGCAAAGGAGCUGGAGCAGGAGAAGGCCAAGAGUAAAAGCCUUCAGGAGGUGGCGGCGGCGGCGGCGGCAGCGAGCAGACAGUCGGCAGGGACGGCCGUUCUGGCGAAGGAGAAGGCCGAUCUUCAGGCGGCACUGGCCAAAGCGCAGAGCGAGAUGACCGGGCUGAGGGCGCAGCUGACCAAGUGCACCUCGACCGUGAACACGCGCACCGGACAAACGGUCAUUAUUCAGUAGAGUUUGAACUUUUGCGCACAUCUUUUGGAGCCUUUUUUAAAGUUAUAUAGAUGUCAGUAGGAAUAAAUUCACUUUUAGACAUUCGGACGGCAACUUAGGGCAGACAUGAUAAGCCAAAUCCA
This is a messenger RNA of Anopheles arabiensis, 2389 nucleotides long. Its product is annotated as leucine-rich repeat-containing G-protein coupled receptor 4-like. Bases 618 to 2267 code for a protein of 549 amino acids. Gene Ontology annotation, molecular function: protein binding. The transcript is spliced from 2 exons. The record is from RefSeq and is a predicted model, not a curated record. NCBI's taxonomy places the organism in Eukaryota, Metazoa, Arthropoda, Insecta, Diptera, Culicidae. Gene Ontology annotation, cellular component: extracellular matrix.